Saprolegnia parasitica CBS 223.65 is the source of this 3831-nucleotide messenger RNA. RefSeq lists its product as hypothetical. The annotation marks the transcript as partial. Lineage: Eukaryota; Oomycota; Saprolegniomycetes; Saprolegniales; Saprolegniaceae. The record is from RefSeq and is a predicted model, not a curated record. Gene Ontology annotation, cellular component: membrane. The transcript is spliced from 6 exons. Gene Ontology annotation, molecular function: ABC-type transporter activity; ATP binding; ATP hydrolysis activity.
AAAUGGUCAGCGCGGACGCCUUUGCUGGCUUCCUCAAGAAACUUCACGAGACGCACCAAGCCGGGCCCCCGAUUGCCGUGCGUCUCGAUGGGUUUACGUGGCAGAAGCCGUUGACCAAGACAGACCCCGAGUAUAUAUUGCACGACAUCUCGGCCACGUUCCGGCCUGGCACGAUGACACUGAUUUUGGGUCCACCCGGUUGCGGCAAAACAGCGCUGCUCAAAACGAUCGCGGGUGUGUACCAUUACAAAGGUCCUCGCUCCAAAAGCCACCGACUGCACGGCGACGUGACGUACAACGGCAAGCCCCCCAACGCGUUGCCGAUGAAGCACCUCGCAGCCUUUGUGGGCCAGAAAGACGACCAUAUUCCGACGCUGACGGUCCAAGAGACAAUCGAAUUCGCCCACACGUGCCGCGCGGCCGCCGGUGAAGACGGCGUGUGGACGGCCAACGCCAUCAUCGACGGGCUCGGCCUGCGCGGCUGUGCGCACACGCUUGUCGGCAACGACAUGAUCCGCGGCAUCAGCGGUGGCCAGAAACGCCGCGUCACGAUCGCCGAGAUGCUCACGGGCAAAGAAAGCCUCGUGCUCCUCGACGAGUACUCGACGGGCCUCGACACGACCCUACGCGACAUGUGCUCGACGCUGCAGUACACAUUUGUCUGUUCGCUGCUCCAGCCGCCCCCCGAGGUCUACGCGCUCUUUGACAAUAUCAUUCUCCUCAACGCCGGCCACGUCGCCUAUAUGGGCCCACGCACGGCGGUCGCCGACUACUUUCGCUCGAUCGGGUAUGCCGCCCCCGCGCGCGUCGACGAAGCCGACUUUCUCCAAGAGGUCACCACCGACCUCGGCCAGAGCUACACGCUGCCGAUCGAGAACGGCUGCUCGCCGCGGCUCGCCGCGCUGCCGUCGACGCCCAGUGAGUUCCAAGCUGCGUUUGCGGCGUCCGCUUACUACGGUGCGCGCCACGGCCCCAACGCCGAGGUGCCAUCCACCGCGAUUUGUGGCAAGGCGCGUCCGCCAGCGUGGCGCACGUUUGGAAUGGUGUUCGCACGCCAAUGGAAGCUCGUGCUCCGGGACAAGCGCUUCAACCGCGUCCGCGUCGGCCAAAACACGGUGUUUGGGCUCAUCAUCGGAUCUCUUUUCUGGCAGGUGGGCUUUGGGCCGUCGACCGUGCCGGCCAAAGUCGGUCUCGUCUUUCUAACGAUCCUCUUUACGUCCGUCACGACGAUCUCCAACAUCGCCUACACGAUUGAAGUGCGCAACAUCUUUCACAAGCAAGCGUACUUUGGCUUUUACCCGCCGUUGGCGUACGCGUUCUCCGAGUCGGUGAUCGAAGUCGCGGCCGCGAUGAUUCAGGUUUUUCUGUUUACGAUCACGUCGUACUGGAUGUGCGGCUUUGCGGAUCCGGACGGGUCCGGCGCGGCGUACGGUUUCUACUACGUGGUCGUCUUUCUCAACUCGGUGUGCAUGUGUCAAGUGUUCAAGAGCGUGGCGUCCAUGGCGCCAACGCCGACGGCCGGCGUCUCGGGCGCGUCCGGCCUCAUUUUCCUCGAAAUCGUCUUUUCCGGGUUUGCGAUUCUGUACGACGUCAUGCCCAAGGGCCUCUCGUGGAUCUACUGGAUCAAUCCCGGCGCCUGGACCUUCCGCGCGCUCCUCAUCAACGAGUAUGGGUCGUCCGAGCCCGCAUACGAGGCGCUCCAGCCAGCGUUCAAGCUUCGCCUUGGUGACUACUACUUGACGCUCUACGGUGUCUCGCUCGACCGAAGCUACCGCCUCAACGGUGUCAUUUACCUGAUCGGGUUCUAUGCUGCCAUGGUGCUGCUCGCGACAGCAGGGUAUACCUAUGUGCGCCCGCGUGUUGUGCGUGCGACCAAGCACCAAUCGCGUCUGCAAUAUCAAUUCAACAAGAAAUCCCAGGCCACGUUUCGCGCGUCCGUCAAAGACGUCGUCAACAAGCACCCGGUCGAGUUUACCCCCACGUCGCUCUCGUUUCGAGACCUCUUUUACACCGUCCAGAUCCACCACAAGAAGGGCAAGGGCAAAAGCGCUGUCUCGGACACAGUCGUGCUUCUCCAAGGCAUCCAUGGCCACUGCCGGCCGUAUACGCUCACGGCACUCAUGGGCUCGAGCGGCGCUGGGAAAAGCACGCUCUUGGAUGUGCUCGCGGGCCGAAAGAACACGGGGGUUAUCAAAGGCAACCUGUACGUGAACGGCCAGCCGCUUACCAAGGCCGACCAAAAGCGGUUUGGCUACGUCGAGCAGACAGACAUUCACUGCAUGAAGACGACGCUCGACGAAGCCUUUCAUUUCAGCGCACUCCUUCGGCUGCCCGAGAGCGCGCAGAGCAACGCCAACAACAUUGUCGACUCGACGAUCCAUCUCUUAGAGCUCGUGACCGAGUCCAAGAAGAUGCUUUCGGAGCUCUCGAGCGAGCAAAUGAAGCGACUCACCAUCGGCGUCGAACUGGUCGCGAACCCGUCGGUGCUCUUCUUAGACGAACCGACGAGUGGGCUCGAUGUGCACGCUGCCCACGUUGUCAUGGUCGCCGUCAAACGCAUUGCUGCGGCCGGCCGGACGGUGAUUUGCACGAUCCACCAGCCGAGUUUGUCGCUCUUCGAGUUGUUUGACGAGCUCAUUCUACUGCAAGCGGGCGGGCGCACUGUCUACUGCGGCCCGAUUGGGCUCGAAAGCGCCGAGCUCCUUCGGCACUUCGAGUCGAUUCCAAACGUCCGCGCGUGCGGCUUGACUGAGAACCCCGCAACGUACAUGCUUGACGCGCUCGCGGGCAAUCCGUCGAUCGACUUUCACGAAAUUUACACCAAGUCGGAGAUGCAAGCGCGCAACCUCCAAGCCAUCACUACGGUCACGUCGCACAAUGCACCGGCCUCGCACGCGCUUAUCACCAAGUCCACCGAGCGCCCGUCGUCGGCGUUCGCGCAUCAAUUCCGCCUCCUCCUGCUGCGCACGGGGCGUAAGUAUUGGCGCACCAAGGACUAUAGUAUUGGUCGCCUCGUGGUUGGCAUCUUUGUCGCGUGCUUGCUCGGAAUCCUCUGCUCGGUGCCUGAGCUCCAGUACUCGACCCAAGUGCAGUCGCAGCUCGGGAUUUGCUUUAUAUACCCCAUGUUCAUGGGCAUCAUUUCUAUCAACACGGGGCUGGCGGUCGUCGACGCCGAGCGCAUGGUCUACUUUCGAGAGACCUCCUCGGGCAUGUACGCGACGAGCCCGUACUCGAUCGUGUUUGGCCUCGUCGAAAUUCCGCUCGUGAUGCUCAAUGCUGUCAUUCACGUCGUCAUUUUCUACUACGCAGUCGGACUCAACACGGUCAACGCCGAGGCCUUUCCGUGGUUCCUCCUCUUCUUCUUCCUCUACACCUUGUACGCUACGUACCUCGGCCAGUGGCUCGUCGUGACGCUGCCGGACUUGCGCACGGCCACGAUCCUCUCGGGGGCGCUGAGCUCGAUUUUUUCGAUUUUCAGCGGCUUUUUCAUCCAUUACGACAGCAUUCCGACCGGGUGGCGCUUCCUCUACUGGAUCUCGCCGCUGCAUUACGUGCUCGAGGGCGUCUUUGGCACGCAGUUUCUAUUGAACAACAGCACGGUGCUCAUCGGGUCGCCGUCCAAAGUGCUCUCGCCGCACCCCGUCGCGGUCAAAGACUUUGUCACCGACAUGUUUGGGACCUCGAUCAAGUACGAGAACCGCGUCUACGAUGCGCUCGCGCUCGUCGUCUGGAUCAUAGCGCUUCGCAUUGGCAACGUCGUCUCGCAAAAGUACCUCUCGAGUGUGUCGCGCUAAUCCAUACUAUCAAUGCCAGCGAUGUAUUUUAUUGCAA